UUAGCUUUCCUCACUUGCUUUUGUCCUGUAGUCACAUCAGCUGUACUCUGAAUAUCCUUACGGCAAAAUCAUUUCUACACUGAUCCAGCAACAUGAAAAGAAUGAAGAGUUGGUUCCUCUGUUGGCUGGUCUUGUCUUUGCUAUCUCAAAACAUCCAAAUGCGUUUUACAGAUAAUGGUUCAGAUGAGGGUUCCAAUACAGGUUCAGAUGAGGGUUCCAAUAAAAGUUCCAAUAAAGGUUCAGUUAAGGGUUCCAAUACAGGUUCAGAUGAGGGUUCCAAUAAGGGUUCAGAUGAGGGUUCCAAUACAGGUUCAGAUGAGGGUUCCAAUAAAGGUUCAGUUGAGAGUUCCAAUAAAGGUUCAGUUGAGGGUUCCAAUAAAAGUUCCAAUACAGGUUCAGAUGAGGGUUCCAAUAAAGGUUCAGAUGAGGGUUCCAAUAAAGGUUCAGUUGAGGGUUCCAAUACAGGUUCAGAUGAGGGUUCAGAUGAGGGUUCCAAUACAGGUUCAGAUGAGGGUUCCAAUAAUGGUUCCAAUAAAGGUUCAGUUGAGGGUUCCAAUAAAGGUUCAGUUGAGGGUUCCAAUAAAGGUUCAGUUGAGGGUUCCAAUAAAAGUUCCAAUACAGGUUCAGAUAAGGGUUCCAAUAAAGGUUCAGAUGAGGGUUCCAAUACAGGCUCAGAUGAGGGUUCCAAUAAAGGUUCCAAUACAGGUUCAGAUGAGAGUUCCAAUACAGGUUCAGAUGAGGGUUCCAAUAAAGGUUCCAAUACAGGUUCAGAUGAGGGUUCCAAUAAAGGUUCAGUUGAGGGUUCCAAUACAAGUUCAGAUGAGGGUUCCAAUAAAGGUUCAGUUGAGGGUUCCAAUAAAGGUUCAGUUGAGGGUUCCAAUAAAAGUUCCAAUACAGGUUCAGAUGAGGGUUCCAAUAAAGGUUCAGAUGAGGGUUCCAAUAAAGGUUCCAAUACAGGUUCAGAUGAGGGUUCCAAUAAAGGUUCCAAUACAGGUUCAGAUGAGGGUUCCAAUAAAGGUUCCAAUACAGGUUCAGAUGAGGGUUCCAAUAAUGGUUCCAAUAAAGGUUCAGUUGAGGGUUCCAAUACAAGUUCAGAUGAGGGUUCCAAUAAAGGUUCAGUUGAGGGUUCCAAUAAAAGUUCCAAUAAAAGUUCAGUUGAUGGUUCCAAUAAAAGUUCCAAUAAAGGUUCAGUUGAGGGUUCCAAUAAAAGUUCCAAUAAAGGUUCAGUUGAGGGUUCCAAUAAAGGUUCAGUUGAGGGUUCCAAUAAAAGUUCCAAUAAAGGUUCAGUUGAGGGUUCCAAUAAAAGUUCAGUUGAGGGUUCCAAUAAAGGUUCAGUUGAGGGUUCCAAUAAAGGUUCAGUUGAGGGUUCCAAUAAAAGUUCCAAUAAAGUUUCAGUUGAGGGUUCCAAUAAAGGUUCCAAUCAAGGUUCACUUCGGCGUCAUGAAUGCAACACUUCCAAAACAAUACAAAGAUAUCCAGAAACCGUGGAAGGCAUUAUGGAACACAGACACCACAGCAACCCUAUCGAAGCCAUUGAGACCCUUGAACGGCUUCUGGAGGAAACAGAGGUGAAUGAGUCUAUAUCACUGUCUUUCAACAAUUCCGUGGCCUUCCUGUACAAACCAAAGGUCCCCUUCAAUGGCCUUGAAAUUCAUGCUAGUGAUAAAAAGGUAAGGUCAAGCAAUUCUGUCAGCGAUAGUGACAAAGUGAGCGUUCAACUGCCGAGAGAGCUGGAUGCUGGAUCAGAAAACACCAUUGUGUUCUGCAUGCUUACAUGGCCUGAUGCAAACUGGACCAUACGUGAAGCCUCGGCUGAAUUACAUGAGAGCAGACUGGUUGGCCUGAGUGUGCGGGGAAAGAAUAUCUCAGGACUUCAGGAGCGUGUCAACAUCACGUUGGCUGUUAGUGUGAAUGAUACGCAAAAGCCCAGCUGUGUGUUCUUAAAUGUUUUCACAAAAGACUUUAGCACUGAUGGCUGUCUGACCCUGUGGGAACCUGGUCAGAGAAACAUCAUCUGCUCCUGUGACCACCUCACAUACUUUGGCGUGCUCGUGGUAUCUUCUGCCUCCCUCUCACAAAACGACCUGCAGAUUCUGACAUACAUCACUCUGAUUGGUUGUAGUCUUUCUCUGUUUGCCCUGAUCAUCACUGUUCUGCUCUUCAUCGCAAAAAGAAAAGUCCGAGCAGAUAUCUCUAUGAAGGUCCACAUCAACCUGGCCAUUGCCCUGAUCCUCCUCAACCUACACUUCCUCCCCAGCCAGACGGUGGCAGCAUUGUCCUUCCCCACGCUCUGCUUCUACAUGGCCGUCUCUCUUCACUACUCCCUGCUGGCCACUUUCAGCUGGAUGGCCCUGGAGGGCUUACACCUCUACCUUCUCUUAGUCAGAGUCUUCAACAUUUAUAUCCGGAAAUACUUGCUCAAGCUCAGCUUGGUGGGAUGGGGUCUCCCUGCAGUCAUUGUGGCCCUGGUGGUCAUCAUCGACAGCAGCUGGUAUGGACUCGUCCCUCUGGUCUCUUCUAACCCCAACAGCACACAAAUAUGCUAUAUAAGGAAUACCACAGUGAAGCUGGUGACUACAUUGGGAGUGUUUGGCUUGGUUUUCCUCUUUAACGCGAUCAUGUUGGGGGUGACAGUAAGACGCGUUGUGAGUCUCCACCAGAGCAAAAAGUUUGGGCAGAGUGACAGUAACCGAGUCAAGAAGGACAUCUGUACGCUGCUGGGAGUCACCGCUCUGCUGGGCAUUACCUGGGGCCUGGUCUUCUUCUCCUUUGGCUACCUGACCACGCCUGGCCUCUACCUCUUCUGCAUCCUCAACUCACUGCAAGGUUUCUUCAUCUUCCUGUGGUUCGUGAUGUCUUUGAGAAAGAAAGGAGAUCCAUCUACUAAGAGUAGUGUAACACGCAGCACCAACACUUAAGCACUACACCAGAGACUUUUUUGUGAUUGUGUGCGUACAUGUAUGUAUGUGUGUUGUGCGGAUUUAUAGAGCAAUGCUGUAAAGUUUGAUACUAUUCUUUUUUUCUUUAAAUCAUUAAUUUUAUUUACAUGCAAGUAGAAAGGGGUUAACUUGGGCAGAUAACUGGUUAAGUGCCCUUUUUUAAAGUUUUUUCAUUGUCAUACCCUGUUGUUUUAAUAAAUGAAUGUAUUGGUGUUUAAUUUCAUCGU
This is a messenger RNA of Trematomus bernacchii (emerald rockcod), 3166 nucleotides long. Its product is annotated as adhesion G-protein coupled receptor G5-like. Gene Ontology annotation, biological process: adenylate cyclase-activating G protein-coupled receptor signaling pathway; cell surface receptor signaling pathway. Lineage: Eukaryota; Metazoa; Chordata; Actinopteri; Perciformes; Nototheniidae. The coding region runs from base 93 to 2918 and encodes 941 amino acids. Gene Ontology annotation, cellular component: membrane. The record is from RefSeq and is a predicted model, not a curated record. The transcript has 14 exons. Gene Ontology annotation, molecular function: G protein-coupled receptor activity.